AUGAGGCGAAAUGUCAAACUGCGCAUGCGCGCCAACGCUCAGCUUAUGGAGCAUCGACGGACGUACCGAUGCAAGCCAGCCAUGUUUCUCGGGAUUCAAGGCUCGGACGGCAGGAAGCCGGAGGACACGUCCGACGAGCCCGGCGUCUACAGCGCUUCGAACGGUGUCCCCAUUCCCCACGCCUACGAGGCUCAGCGCGUUGGUCGUGAAGGACCUCUUCUUCUGCAGGACUUCCACCUUAUCGACCUCAUCUCUCACUUUGACCGAGAGCGCAUCCCUGAGCGUGUCGUCCACGCCAAGGGAGGUGGAGCGCACGGUAUCUACCGCACAACCCACCCCAUCCCCGAUCUUUGCCUGAACAACCUCUUCGCCACUCAGACGGAAUGUCCCAUCACGGCGCGAUUCUCCACCGUCGGCGGCGAGUCCGGAUCGCCCGACUGCGCUCGUGAUCCUCGCGGCUUCUCCAUCAAGUUCCGCACCGAAGACGGAAACAUGGACUGGGUUUUCAACAAUACGCCCAUCUUCUUCCUUCGUGAUCCUGCCAAGUUCCCGCACUUCAUCCACACGCAGAAGCGCGAUCCUCAGACGCACCUGACCCACAGCGACGACUCGAUCCACUUCUGGGACUACAUGGGAGCCAACCCUGAAUCCGUGCAUCAGUUCCUGUACCUGAUGGGUCCUCGUGGUAUCCCCGCUAGCUGGAGACACAUGCAGGGAUACUCGGGCCACACGUUCAAGUUUGUCAACAAAGAGGGCAAGUGGAAGUAUGUUCAGAUCCACGUUCUCUCGCAGCAGGGAACCAAGAACCUGACCAACGAGGAGGCUGCAGAGCAAUCGCCUGACGCCCAUCAGAAGGAUCUCUUCUACGCCAUCGAGAACGGCGACUUCCCCAAGUGGGACGUCAAGUACCAGAUCAUGGACCCCGCGGAUGCGCCCAGCUCUGGCGUCAACGUCAACGAUCUCACCAAGGUCUGGCCUCGCGACAAGUUCCCUCUCCACCCGCUCGGUGAGAUCGAGCUCAACAAGAACGUCGCCAACUACUUUGCCGAGAUCGAGCAGAUCGCCUUCAACCCAGCCCACCUUGUUCCCGGUCUCGAGCCAAGCAACGAUCCCGUCCUGCAAUCUCGACUCUUUUCCUACCCCGACACGCACCGUCACCGUAUCGGAGUCAACUACCAGCAGCUCCCCGUCAACCAGGCCCACCCCAAGCACAUCCCUACCAACUUCCAGCGCGACGGCGGUAUGGCCUUCUACAACCAAGGUGCACGCCCCAACUACAUCUCGUCCCUUGCGCCGCCCGAAUUCCGCUCGCGUCAGGUGGACAUCGACUCCGUUCAUGGCGAUUACGAGGGCCAUGCGAUCGCAUUCCUCUCUGGUGUUCAGGAGGACGACUUCGUCCAGCCCCGCGCCAUGUGGCACAAGGUCUUCAGCCAGAAGGACCGCGAACAGACGAUCGGAAACAUCUCGGGUCACAUGUCGACGUGCAAGAACCAAGAUGUGCUCAAGCGGGCCAUCAGCGUCUGGCACCAGGUCGACCCCGAGCUGGCCGAAAAGAUCGCAGAGCCCCUCGGUCUCAAGGGCAAGUACAAGACCGAUCUCAGAGGAGAGGUGUUCAACGGUUCCCACAACUUCUUGGGUAGAAACAUGGACGAGGAAGCUGGUGCAGCAGGUCAGUGGAGUCGAGCCGAUGGCGCAAAGAAGACGAGGGAGCCCGUGUACGGCUUGACCUCCAACGUGCAUGGACUGGUUAACGGUAACAAGACUGAUGCUUCCACCACCGCUUGA
Molecule: messenger RNA, 1785 nt
Organism: Pseudozyma hubeiensis SY62
Lineage: Eukaryota; Fungi; Basidiomycota; Ustilaginomycetes; Ustilaginales; Ustilaginaceae
Product: catalase
Exons: 2
Coding region: 1-1785 (594 amino acids)
Biological process (GO): hydrogen peroxide catabolic process; response to hydrogen peroxide
Cellular component (GO): cytoplasm; mitochondrion; peroxisome
Molecular function (GO): catalase activity; heme binding
Source: RefSeq, a predicted model, not a curated record